Messenger RNA from Toxotes jaculatrix (banded archerfish), 1032 nucleotides. Its product is annotated as retinol dehydrogenase 14-like. The coding region runs from base 98 to 967 and encodes 289 amino acids. The record is from RefSeq and is a predicted model, not a curated record. The transcript has 2 exons. Lineage: Eukaryota; Metazoa; Chordata; Actinopteri; Toxotidae.
AAUGAAGUACUUCUGUGUUGUUGUUGUUGUUGUACACUCGUGCAGCUAGUUAGCUUUAGAUGCUGGUUACUCUGAACGGCAGCGCAGUGGAUGUCUAAUGGAAUGGAAGAUGAAUGGAAAGACGGUGAUAGUGACCGGUGCCAACAGCGGCAUAGGAAAAGCCACAGCAGCGGCCAUAGUGAAGCUCCAGGGCCGUGUGAUAAUGGCCUGCCGGGACCUGAGCCGGGCUGAGGAGGCAGCUCGGGAGAUCCGAGAGGAGACCGGUGCAGACAGUUCACAGCUUGUCCUCAAACAGCUGGAUCUCGCCUCGCUGACAUCUGUACACACUUUCUGUCAAGAUAUAAUAAAGGAGGAGCCUCGGUUAGAUGUGCUGAUCAACAACGCCGGUGUCUACCAGUGUCCUUACACCAAAACAGAGGACGGCUUCGAGAUGCAGUUCGGGGUCAACCAUCUGGGUCAUUUCCUGCUCACCCACCUGCUGCUGGACCUCCUGAAACGAUCAGCUCCCAGCCGCAUCGUGGUGGUCUCCUCCAAACUCUAUAAGCACGGCCACAUUAACUUUGAGGACCUGAACAGCGAGCAUAGCUACGACAAGGCCUUUGCCUACAGCCGAAGCAAGCUAGCCAACCUGCUGUUCACCUGUGAGCUGGCCCGUCGACUGGAGGGCAGCGGAGUGACCGUGAACGCUCUGACUCCAGGCAUAGUGAGGACUAAUCUGGGGAGGCAUGUUCACGUCCCACUGUUAGCUAAGCCCGUGUUUAACCUGCUCUCGCGGGCCUUGUUUAAGAGCCCAGAAGAAGGAGCUCAGACCUCGGUCUACCUGGCCUGCAGCCCAGAUGUAGACGGCGUGCAGGGAAAGUGCUUUGCAGAUUGUCGGCCUCAGGUUCUGCUGGACAAGGCCACAGACCGGGAAGUAGCCAGCAAACUGUGGGAUAUUAGUGAAGUGAUGGUGGGCAUAACCACGUGAGGUCUAAAACAAGUUCAAGCAGAGUUUUCAGAUUGUAAAGGAAUUUUUUUUUAAUUAAAGGCCCU